CACUGUUGACAUCCGUGCGCGUUCCCGUGUGCCUGAUGCACGCUCCCGUACCGCUCAUCUGACGGUCUAAAACUGUCAUAACUUCUGUGAACAGCUUUCAGAUUUUAUCGACCAAACACGGACGUUUUCCACUGACAACCAAAAGAUGUGGAAGUCAGUCGUGGGUCACAAUGUGAGCAUGAAGGUGGCUUCAGAUGGGGAUGACUGGGAGACGGAUCCUGACUUUGAGAAUGACAUAACAGAGCAGGAACAGAGGUGGGGAGCCAAGACCAUCGAGGGUUCAGGACGUAAAGAGCACAUCAGUGUUGCAGAACUCAGACAAAAGGUUGCUGUGGAGCAUGAGCAGCUGAAGCAAAAGGAAGACACUCCCAAAGCGUCCUAUGGAUAUGGAGGGAAGUUUGGAGUGGAGAAGGACAGAAUGGACAAGGUGGCUAAGGGACAUGACUAUGUGGCCCAAGUUGACCAGCACUCAUCCCAGAAAGAUGCAGCAAAGGGGUUUGGUGGGAAAUUUGGUGUUCAGAAAGACCGUGUGGAUAAGUCUGCAGUGGGCUUUGAAUAUAAGGGAGAGGUUCAGCAACAUGCAUCACAGAAAGGUAGGUCAUCUGUCUAUCUUUACAUGUACAGUGAUCCUGCUUUGAAACCUAAGCGAGUGUCUAUGUAUGUUUCAGAUUAUUCUAAGGGGUUUGGAGGAAAGUAUGGAGUGGAGAAGGACAAGGUGGACAAAGCUGCUUUGGGCUUCGACUAUAAAGGUCAAACAGAGAAGCAUCAGUCACAAAAAGAUUAUGCCAAAGGAUUUGGAGGAAAGUAUGGUGUGGAGACAGAGAAAGUAGAUAAAGCAGCUCUGGGGUACGACUAUAAAGGCGAGACAGAGAAACACCAGUCACAAAAAGAUUACUCCAAGGGAUUUGGGGGGAAAUAUGGAAUUGAAAAGGAAAAGGUAGACAAAGCUGCCUUGGGGUAUGAGUAUAAAGGUGAGACAGAGAAACACCAGUCCCAAAAAGAUUAUUCAUCAGGUUUUGGAGGUCGAUAUGGGGUACAAACAGACCGCAUGGAUAAGAGUGCAGUUGGCUUCUCAGAUAUGAACUCUCCUACUUCUGCUUAUGAGAAGACGCAGCCAUUCGAGGCCUCAAGCGCAGGUGCUGAUAAACUCAAGGCACGCUUUGAGAGCAUGGCCAAAGCUUCAGAAGAAGAGGACAGGAAGAAAGCAGAAGAAGAGCGAGCCAGGAGACAAGCCAGAGAAAAGAGAGAGCAAGAGGAGGCCAGACACAGAGAGCAGGAGGAGAGUAGCAGAAAGGAGGAACCUCUUCCACCUCCAUCUGUCCCAGAUGUAACUCCAGUGUACGACAUGCCAGAAGAAAGCCACCUUCAUAUUCCUGAGAUACAAGAAAAACCAGAACCAGAGCCAGAGGAUGAAGCAGAAUAUGAGGAGCCUCCAGCCCUGCCUCCACGCAGUGAGGAUUUCUUAGAUAUGGAUGCCCCACCAUUACCAGAGAGGACAGCAGAGGUGGAGGAGGAUGGAGAAUAUGAAGACAUUGCUGAGCCUCCGCUUUCUCCUGAGCCAUCAGCUGCAGACAAUGACUAUGAAGAUCUCUCUGGGGGCUUGAGAGCUAAAGCUAUUUAUGACUAUCAAGGAGAGGCUGAUGAUGAGAUCUCCUUCUACCCUGACGAUAUCAUCACCAAUGUGGAGAUGAUUGAUGAGGGCUGGUGGAAGGGACAAUGUCAUGGAAAUGUUGGUCUGUUCCCAGCAGCCUAUGUUGAGCUGAUAUAGGGGACAUGAUCCCUAGAUGGUCGUGCACAUGCUUCACUUGAAUCUCUGAUAAUGUUUAGGUUGUUUGGGAGAGAAUUUCAGCAAAUAUAUCAUAAAUCAGAAUGGCUGAUAAUCAAUUUCAUCCUAUUUACUGCAAUAUCUUCCUUUGGGUCUGUGGCAAUGACUUUUUUUCCAAGUGUAAUAUGACUAUUGCAAUACCUAUAUUAGAGGAAAUGACUUACUCUUUACACACAACUGAAAUGACCUAGUUUGAGUCAAUGAAAUAUUCUAUAGGAAAACAUGUCAUUUGAGGGCUAUAAUUUUUUAUUGUACUGUCAUUUACAUUGUGAAAUAAAACAUCUAAAGAAAUAUACCAAAAUAUAUUCAACA
Messenger RNA from Sphaeramia orbicularis (orbiculate cardinalfish), 2137 nucleotides. It is a transcript of the gene hcls1, whose product is annotated as hematopoietic cell-specific Lyn substrate 1. Gene Ontology annotation, cellular component: site of polarized growth; plasma membrane; actin filament. The transcript is spliced from 15 exons. The record is from RefSeq and is a predicted model, not a curated record. Gene Ontology annotation, biological process: cell migration; regulation of actin filament polymerization. Gene Ontology annotation, molecular function: actin filament binding. The coding region runs from base 146 to 1768 and encodes 540 amino acids. NCBI's taxonomy places the organism in Eukaryota, Metazoa, Chordata, Actinopteri, Kurtiformes, Apogonidae.